Molecule: messenger RNA, 1313 nt
Organism: Photinus pyralis (common eastern firefly)
Lineage: Eukaryota; Metazoa; Arthropoda; Insecta; Coleoptera; Lampyridae
Gene: Cdk9
Product: cyclin-dependent kinase 9
Exons: 4
Coding region: 84-1253 (389 amino acids)
Biological process (GO): protein phosphorylation
Cellular component (GO): nucleus
Molecular function (GO): cyclin-dependent protein serine/threonine kinase activity; ATP binding
Source: RefSeq, a predicted model, not a curated record
AAUUUUUAUUUAUUUUUUAAGGUUAUGUCCACAGAAAUGAAAUUUUAUAAGAAAGCUUGAUUGAGUGAUCUUUAGCAAUAAAAAUGCAGCCUCGUGAAAAAAGUCAUUCCCAUCCGGGGAUGACACUGAAGGAGAAAGAGAAGUAUAUCGAAAACUUUCGCUUUCCCUUCUGCGAUGUUUCGGCAAAAUACGAAAGGGUUGCGAAAAUUGGACAAGGAACUUUCGGAGAAGUGUUCAAGGCGAAAGAGAGAGCAAAUCCAAAGAAGUUGGUGGCGAUGAAAAAGGUUCUGAUGGAGAACGAAAAAGAGGGGUUCCCCAUAACAGCCUUACGCGAGAUACGCAUCUUGCAAAGGCUUAAGCACGAGAACGUAGUAAUGCUGAUUGAAAUUUGCCACAAACGGGCAUGCCAAGAGAAUAAGUGCUUGUCGACGUUUUACCUUGUUUUCGAGUUUUGCGAGCACGACCUCGCCGGUCUCCUAUCAAAUGCUAAUGUAAAAUUUAAUUUAGGCGAAAUUAAGAAAGUUAUGCAGCAGUUAUUAAACGGCUUGUAUUAUAUUCACAGUAACAAAAUUUUACAUAGGGACAUGAAGGCUGCCAACGUACUUAUAACGAAGAAUGGUGUUCUGAAGCUGGCAGAUUUCGGCUUGGCUCGUGCUUUUAGUGCCAAUAAAAAUGGUCAACCGAACAGAUUUACAAAUCGUGUGGUGACACUGUGGUAUCGUCCACCAGAGUUGUUAUUAGGCGAACGUAAUUACGGCCCCCCCGUCGAUUUGUGGGGCGCCGGAUGUAUUAUGGCGGAGAUGUGGACGAGAUCGCCGAUCAUGCAGGGUAAUACGGAGCAGCAGCAGCUUACGCUCAUUUCGCAACUGUGCGGCUCGAUCACGCCGGCCGUCUGGCCGGGCGUCGAACAUUUAGAGUUGUACAAACAGAUGGACUUACCACAACAACAAAAGCGUAAAGUGAAGGAUCGCCUGAAACCUUACAUGAGAGACGCGUACGCCUGCGAUCUCUUAGAUAAGCUAUUAGUGCUGGAUCCUUCGAAGCGGGCCGACGCCGAUACCGCGUUAAAUCACGAUUUUUUUUGGACUGAUCCGAUGCCUUGCGAUUUGGGAAAGAUGUUGGGACAACAUUCGCAGAGUAUGUUUGAGUUUCUGGCACCGCCGAGACGUACCCGACCUCAUCAUACCAUGGCAAAUCAAAGACCAACAACAUCUGCAAUACAAGACGGUGGAUAUCAAGAUCGCGUUUUCUAGUUACAGAUGAUUGUUUAAGGAACUAUUUUUAUUUUUGUAUAAUAAAGUUUUGUAAUCUGA